This is a messenger RNA of Neodiprion fabricii, 1013 nucleotides long. Its product is annotated as putative glutamine amidotransferase-like class 1 domain-containing protein 3B, mitochondrial. The record is from RefSeq and is a predicted model, not a curated record. Bases 1 to 933 code for a protein of 310 amino acids. The transcript has 4 exons. NCBI's taxonomy places the organism in Eukaryota, Metazoa, Arthropoda, Insecta, Hymenoptera, Diprionidae.
AUGUUUCGCUCUCGGUUGUCCAGCGUUUUACUAUCAAAUGUCCGUGCCAAACUGUCAAACGUUUCCAACCUCCACGUCAGUAUAUUUAAAAAAUUCCGGGCCAAAGACUGCGAGCCUAAACCUGUCGCAGUGGUCGCAGAGAUUGUCGCCUUGGUAUCAGCAUCCGGCUCUAAUGAGAUAAGCCCCAACGGUCGUGAACAAUUAACGGCUGCGCCAACGAUUGAGAAGGAAUUGAAACACCCGAGUAAUCGUCUUCUUCUGGCCCCGCAGGUUCUGUGCGGCUGUGGGUCUCUCGAUGGAUCAGAAGUAACAGAGGCGGUUUCCCUGGCCAUAAAUUUGAACCUCAACGGUUUCAAGCCGGAAUUUUUCGCGCCCAAUACGGAGAUCUGCGGGGUGAUGGACCACCUCUGCAAGCAGCCUGACAGUAGCGGCGUGGCUCGAAAUGCGUUGGUCGAGGCUGCGAGGAUCGCGAGGUCAGAGGUCCGUCCGCUCUGCGAGUGCGACUGCAAUUCUGGAAUCGCCUUAAUCCUGCCUGGAGGUUUCGGCUGCGCCAAGACCCUGAGUGACUUCGCCACGAAAGGAGCAGAGUGCACGGUUCUGCCAGACCUUGAAAGGGUCAUCACAGAGUUCGCUCUCUCCAAGAAACCGAUCGGAGCAAUUUGCAUCGCCCCAGUGCUCGUAGCGAAAGUACUUUGCGGAACGAAGAUCACGCUCGGUAAAAGUAGCCCACCAGAGAAGUGGCCUCACUGUGCGGCGAUCGCUGAAGUAAAGAAGAUGGGCGCUAAGCAUGAGGAACGGAGUGUCACUCAGGUGACUCACUGCAAACAGCACAACGUGUUCAGCACACCUGCCUGGAUGUACAACGGGACCUUCGCCGAGGUACAUGAUGGGAUUGGGCGGCUGGUAAAAGCUCUCAAAAAGAAGUUGAAGUAGAGCUGGAUUGAGAAUUCGUCAAUUUUUGUCGUUCUCGUUAGUCCAUCGAAUGCCUCCAUGGUGCCUGCUAAAAAUUGUGC